AUGGCAAAAGAUAAAGAUAAAGAUGAUGACGAUCAUCAACAACAACCCAAAAGAGACUUUACAGAUGAAAGCAACAAUCACAAUCAAGAUAACAAAGACGAUGAAGACAAUGAUAUAGAUGAAGAAGUAUAUAUACCAUUCAAACUAUUAGUUAUUGGUGAUCCUGCUUGCGGAAAGUCAUCAAUAGUUAAUAGAUAUUGUUUGAAUAGUUUUGAAUCAAAUUAUAAGAUUACAAUAGGAGUAGAUUCAUUAACAAAACAUCUAAGAGUUGAUGGUAAGAUGGUAUCAUUAUUAUUGUUUGAUGUGGCUGGUCAAGAACGAUUUAGACAUAUGAUUAGAAGUUAUUUUCAAAAUGCUCAUGCUGCCAUUAUCGUUAUGGACGCAACUAGAGUAUUACCAACACUCAAUGCAUCAUCUAUUUGGAGACAAGAGAUUGAUUGUUGUUUUCCCGAUUCUCCUCUACCAACUAUAUUAUUAGUCAAUAAGUGUGAUUUAUUAAAAGAUAAAGAUGCAAUCAUUGAAACAUUGGAUCAAUUUGUAGUUGAACAAAACAUUGAUAAAUAUUUCUUUACAUCGGCCAAAUAUGGUACUGGUAUCGAUGAAUCAAUGGAAUAUAUAGCAAAGAUAUUAUUACAACAAGAAAUUGAUAGGAUUACCAAUCCAAGAGAUAGUUUUAAAUUACAACCAAAUAAUAAUAAUAAUACCAACGCAUCAUCAUCCUCUCCGACAUCUUCAUCCUCUUCUCAACGACUUUUAACAAACAUUAUUUUGACAAUGGGAGCACCCAUUCCAAACAUUACCAAUAUUUAUGUCUGUCCAAGUGAAUCUGGACAGGUCAAGUUUUCUUUCUUUGGACCAAGUACCGACCCCGAAUACCCCCAAUACAAGGCAGCCGCCGUCAAAGCCUUUUCAGACAAGGCUGGUGAUUUUUGCACCAAGUACAACCGUUCCACCGUCAUGUACCACCCAGACGAGUCACCCGCUGUCAUCAACUCGCUCGACCUUGUCGAGGCUGGCGUCCAAGUCGUCAUCGGUCCACCAUACACUGGUACCAGUCAGGUAUCGUGUUUGAUUUUGGGAGCCUUCGAAGUACCCAACCUCAGUUUUUACGCCACUGGUACCGAUCUUUCCAACCCGGGCAAAUACCCAUUCUUUAACCGUGUCAUUCUCGACGAUCUCCAACAAGUACAUGGUAUUUUGGCGUUGGUCAAGUAUUUGGGAUGGGAGCGUAUCUCUUGCGUCCACACCAACGAAGACUAUGGUAUUGGAGGUGCCAACAUUUUGGUGCGUGAGGCCAAUUUGAUUGGUGUCUCGGUUGACACUAUCCAAUCGAUCGACACUGUCGACGGCGGUGUCCCACCACCCGACUCUGAAUACGACCGUGUCUUGUCCAACUUGGACGACGUCAAGGCUCGUGUCAUCAUUGCCUAUGCCAUCUUCCCAAUCGAUUGUACCACCUUGUGGGACCACGCUCGUAAAAACGGUAUGCUUGGCCGUGGCUACACUUGGAUUGUAACCGACGGUUGUGCCGAAUACGCCAACGAAAACCCACCCGAUGACUUUGAAGGUGUUAUUGCCUUUUUCCCCAACUACAACAUUGGUCCAGGUUUCGAUGCCUUUUACAACGAAAUGGUUGCUGUCGAUGUUGACGGUGCCUUUUACAAGGGAUCUGCCUUUUCCUAUGAUUCUGCUACCGCCGCCGUCCUUGCUCUUGACAAGGUCUUGGCCAACGGUCAAGAUGUCGACGAUGGACCCCUUGUCCUCAAAACCAUCCGUGAAUCAAACUUUACGGGUCUCUCUGGAUCCGUCACCUUUGACCCGGAAACUGGUGAUCGUAGCGGUGGUCAAUUCUCCCUCCUCAACUUUUACAAUGGUCAAUUCAACAAAAUCGGUACAAUCGAUCCUGAAACUAGAGCUGUCAACCUUUCAAGAUUAAUUAUUUUCAUGGGUGGUACUACUGAUAUUCCUUCAGAUUAUGAGGUUAUUGAAUACAGUGUUGCAUUGAAUGCAGUUUUAGGAGCUAUUACUGGUGUUUGUACAUUAUUGGUAUUAUUUAUCGGUGGUGUCAUUGUAUUCCAAUGGAGAAAGUUCCGUUAUUCUUCACCAUUAUUCUGUCUCUUUAUUAUUGUUGGUGCAUUAUUAAGUUUUGUAUCAAUUUAUACAUUAUUACCAACACCAACUGAUAGAUUAUGUAUUGCAUUCCCAUGGACAUUGGGUCUUGGUUAUUGUAUUGUAUUUGGUACAUUGUUUACCAAGACAUGGAGAACAUGGAGACUUUUCUCCAAUGCUCGUAAAUUCAAGAUUAUUUCCAUCUCGACCAAGAUGAUGUUUAGCGUUGUCGGAUCAUUUGUGUUGCUUGAAUCUGUCUUUAUGAUUAUCUGGACAACCGUUGACUAUCCACAAAUCGAGGCUGCACCCAUCUACAAGAGUGGACAGGCUCAAUUGCAAUGCGUACAACAAUACGAACCAUGGUGGUACGUCUUUGUCUUUUACAAGGUGUUUUACAUUAUUGUCGGUGUCUUUUUGGCAUUCAAGACACGUAACGUUGUCGAUUCGUUGAACGAGUCCAAGCCAAUCACCAUGUCACUCUACAAUCUUACCUUUGUCAUGUUGAUUUCCGUGCCACUCGGUUUCAUCCUCAACGACUAUCCAACAGCCGUUCUCGUCAUUGAGGUUGUUGCUAUCCUCCUCUCGUUCACUGCCACAGUCUGCUUACUUUUCUUGCCACGUGUCUGGUUGAUUAUUUCAGGUCAACAACAUUCUAUCGAUACCCGUGACUCUUCCUACAACAGUGGUGGCUACUCGUCCCAACAAAGUGGUGGUGUUGCCAUGAAGUCCUCUACCGCCUCUGCCACUGCCAAACCAACCUCGUCGGAAAAGACAAACGAACGUAGUGCCCCAAGUCACACUGAAAGCACCGGUUCCCUCCGCGCCAAGGGUGACAUGCAAUCCGUCAUUGUCUCUGGUGGUGGUACAGUAUACACAGGCGGGGAUCCAAUCCCAGCUUAA
Molecule: messenger RNA, 3009 nt
Organism: Cavenderia fasciculata
Lineage: Eukaryota; Evosea; Eumycetozoa; Acytosteliales; Cavenderiaceae
Gene: grlE
Product: G-protein-coupled receptor family 3 protein 5
Exons: 6
Coding region: 1-3009 (1002 amino acids)
Biological process (GO): gamma-aminobutyric acid signaling pathway; G protein-coupled receptor signaling pathway
Cellular component (GO): G protein-coupled receptor heterodimeric complex; membrane
Molecular function (GO): GTPase activity; G protein-coupled GABA receptor activity; GTP binding
Source: RefSeq, a predicted model, not a curated record